This is a messenger RNA of Diorhabda sublineata, 4296 nucleotides long. RefSeq names its product zinc finger protein 721-like. Gene Ontology annotation, molecular function: DNA-binding transcription factor activity, RNA polymerase II-specific; RNA polymerase II cis-regulatory region sequence-specific DNA binding. Gene Ontology annotation, biological process: regulation of DNA-templated transcription. The transcript has 5 exons. Lineage: Eukaryota; Metazoa; Arthropoda; Insecta; Coleoptera; Chrysomelidae. The record is from RefSeq and is a predicted model, not a curated record. The coding region runs from base 1 to 3387 and encodes 1128 amino acids.
AUGAGCUUGGAGCAACAAAUUAAGAGAGAAAUCGAUAUUCAAAAUAAUUUUGUUUGGAAAAUGGAUGUUAAACAAGAGUUGAGUGAUGAUGAUGUAUCUAAGGCCGCAGUUCAAGAUGUGAAUACUAAUAUUAAUAGUAUUAAACAAGAAGUAAAAGACGAAUUCAACAUUGAUCAAUUAUUUGAAGAAUCUAUGGCUGCAGAAAAAACAGGGAGGAACAGUUCUCAUGAGAUUGAUAUACCUAACAUUCAAAACAAAUCUAAAUAUUUUAUAGGGAAUCCAGGAAGGCGAACUAAAUCGAAGGUUUUAGAUGGGGAUACUAAUAUUGAUAGUAUUGAACGAGAAAUGAAUAAUGAACUAAACAUUGCUCAAUUAUUCGGAAAAUCUAUGGUUGCAGAAAAAACUAGAAGGAACAGCUGUCAUAAUGAAAUUAAUAUACCCAAUAUACCAAACAAAUUUAGAUAUUUGAAAGGGAAGACAAGAAGGCAAACUAAAUCAAAAGGUCUCCUUAAAAAUGGACAACACCUAAAUCCACAUAUUAUUGAUGGGAUUAUGAGUUGCAGGUUUUGUGGUAAUUUUUUCACAAAACUAAAAGAAUUUGUUUGUCACUUUUUUAUAAAGCAUUAUAUAAUUAAGAAGAAAUUACACCGGAAAAAUUGUAGAAAGAGGCAAUUAAUUGCCAUUUCCAGAAUUCUUUAUAAAGAUGUUAAAAAUGAAAUUGAAAUAGUAGAACAUGAUUUGAAAGAGGAAAAAGACAUCAGCUUUAUUGAUAAUUUCGAGAUGAGCUUAGAUGAUGGUCAGAAAUUGGGGAAAAGUGAUUCAAAUGGAGAUUUAUUUACUAAAACUAAAGAAAAGCCACUCAAAUGUGAUUGUUGUUCAAAAACGUUUUCAUUGAAAAAUAAUUUGAAUACACAUUUACGUAUUCACACAGGAGAAAAACCAUUCAAAUGUGACAUUUGUUUGAAAACUUUUACAUGGAAAACUAAUCUGAACUCGCAUUUACGUAUUCACACAGGAGAAAAGCCAUUCAAGUGUGACAUGUGUUCAAAAGCUUUUUCACUGAAAAAUAAUUUGAAACGACAUAUGCGAUGCCACACAGGGGAAAAGCCAUUCAAAUGUGACGUUUGUUUGAAAACAUUUUCAUUGAAAAAUAAUUUGGAUACACAUUUACGUAUUCACACUGGGGAAAAACCGUUCAAAUGUGACAUAUGCGCAAAAUCAUUUUCACUGAAAAAUCAUUUGAAACGACAUUCACUUAUCCACAUAGAAAAAAAUUCGUUCAAAUGUUACUUUUGCUUAAAAACUUUUGUAUUAAAAAGUCAUUUGAGUGAACAUUUGCUUUGUCACGCAGGAGAAAAGCCAUUCAAGUGUGACAUUUGUUCGAAAACAUUUUCACAGAAAAAUCAUUUGAUAAUACAUUCGCCUAACCAUACAGGAGAAAAACCAUUCAAAUGUGACAUUUGUUUAAAAAGUUAUACACAGAAAAUUCGUUUGAAGGAACAUAUGCGUUGUCACACAGGAGAAAAACCUUUCGGAUGUGACACCUGUUCAAAAUCUUUCACAUUAAAAUGUUAUUUGAUUGAACAUCUGCGUAGUCACACGGGAGAGAAGCCCUUCAAAUGUGAUAUUUGUUUGAAAGCUUAUACCCAGAAAAGUAGUUUAAAUGAACAUAUUUGGUGUCACACAGAAGAAAAACCUUUCAAAUGCGACCUUUGUUUGAAAGCCUUUACACAAAAAAACCAUUUGAAUGACCAUGUGCGUUGUCACACAGGAGAAAAGCCAUUCAAAUGUGACGUUUGUAUGAAAGCUUUUAGACAGAAAAGUCAUUUGAAACGACAUUGUCGUAGCCACACGGGAGAAAAACCAUAUGAAUGUGAAAUCUGUUUUAAAACUUUUACACGGAAAUUUCAAUUGAAUAAACAUUCGCUUUAUAUGGAUAUUAAACAAGAAUUAAGUGAUAAUGUUGCUGAGGCUGUUAUUCAAAAUAUCAAUAUUAUUAAACAAGAAAUAAAGGACGAAAUAAACACAGUUGGAGAAUCUGUGAUUAAAAUUAAAAUAUCGAGGUACUGCUCUCAUAAGGUUAAUGUACCUAACAUUGGAAAUAAAUUUAAUUAUACUAGAAAACGAAAUAAAUCAAAAGUUGCAGGAUUUCUUAAAAAUGGACAACAUCUAAAUCUAGAUAUUAUUGCUGGGAUUAUGAUCUGUAGAUUUUGUGGAAAUUUAUACACAGAACUAAAAGAAUUCGUUCAUCACUUCUCUACAAAUCAUUGUGUGAAUAAGAGAAAAUUAUAUUUGGAAACUAAGUUAUACAAGAAAAAUCUAUUUUACAGAAGAAGACAAGAAACUGAUACUGUCGUUCCAAGGAUUCGUUAUGAAGAUGUUAAAAAUGAAAUUGAAAUUGUGGAACAUGCUUUGAAAGAAGAAAAAGGCAUCAGCUUUAUUGAUAAUUUUCAGUUGAAUUUAGAUGAUAGUAAAAAAUUGGAGAAAAGUGAAUUAAACGGACGUAUGCCUGUUUACACAAACGAAAAUCGCAUUCUUACUGGAAAAAAGCCAUUCCAAUGUGAAAUUUGUUUAAAAACGUUUACACAGAAAAGUCAUUUAAACGAGCAUUUACGUUGUCACACUGGAGAAAAGCCAUUCAAAUGUAAAAUUUGUUUAAAAACUUUCACACAGAAACAUAGUUUGAUUGCACAUUUGCGCUUGCACACAGGAGAAAAGCCAUUGAAAUGUGACGUUUGUUCGAAAGCUUUUAGGCAAAAAAGUAAUUUUGAUGAACAUAUGCGUAUUCACACUGGAGAAAAGCCUUUCAAAUGUAACAUUUGCUUAAAAACUUUUACGCAGAAACAUAGUUUAAUUGACCAUUUGCGUUGUCACACAGGAGAAAAACUAUUCAAAUGUAACGUUUGUUCAAAAACUUUUAAGCAGAAAACUAAUUUCGGUACACACAUUCGCAUUCACACUGGAGAAAGGCCAUACAAAUGUGACAUUUGUUUGAAAACUUUUACUCAGAAAAGUAAUUUAAACGAACAUUUGCGUUGUCACACAGGAGAAAAACCAUUCAAAUGUAAAAUUUGCUUAAAAACUUUUUCUCAGAAACAUAGUUUGAUUGAACAUUUGCGCUUGCACACUGGAGAAAAGCCGUUCAAAUGUGACGUUUGUUCAAAAACUUUUAGGCAGAAAAGUAAUUUUGGUACACACAUGCGCAUUCACACCAGGGAAAAACCAUUCAAAUGCGAUAUUUGUUCAAAUACUUUUGCACGGAAAUGUAGUUUGAAGCAACAUUUGAAUCGGCACAAAGAAGAACAGCUAUUUAAAUGUGCUACUUGCUUCAAGCAUUUUUCAAAGAAAACUAGUUUGAUUACACAUCUGCUGUCUCACACAGGAUAAAAGCCAUUCGAAUGUUGUAUUUGUGUAAUAGAUAUUUACGAUAAAACUGUCGUAAAGAUUCAUGUUACGAAAUGAGAUGAGAAAUUUGUGUAACAACGAGGCCGUUAGGCCGAGUUUGAUAACUCGUAAUAUGAAUUUGCGAUACGAAUAUAGCAUGAUGUAAAGACUACAAGGUGUGUUCUUCCCGAGGUCUCAUUUUCGACUCGUUCUGCGCAUCUCUCAUGAGCCAAUGAGAAUUCGUUCCCAAAUUGGCGCGAAUUCUCAUUGGCUGCUUCCCAGCUGGUGCGCUAGUCUUUACAUCAUGCGAAUAUAGUACAUUAUUUUACCUACUAUCAAUAAUAUUGAUUAUUUACUCAAAAUUAGUCAAUAUUCCUGAAAAUAAUGAUAUUAGAAUCAUGUAACAAGCAAGCGUAGCGCUCAUUGUUGAUUUAUUUCGCGAACUGUCAAUUUUGACGCGUUUGGUACAAUUGUAUCGACAUGAGUUCCGACUAUGAAAGUGUAGAUUCUGAUAUAGAACUUGCUGCAAAUAACGCAACACAAACCCUAGUACCCGCUAAAUCCCGCAAUAGAUACGAAAAAGAAUAUAAGCGAUUCGAAGACUGGUGCAGUUUUUCCUUUCUCUAUAGUAUUUUUUCCAUAGUAAAGAUAAACUUGCACUUAUUCAAAAUUUUCAAUGUAUAAAUUUGUAAAGAUGAAUGCUGGACUAAAUCUUUAGAUUAUGAUAUCGAAGAAAAAGAAGAAGAAAACUUUCCGUUUAUUUUCAUUUUAUACAUUAGAUUAUAAUUUGCUUGGCUUUAUUGUUAAAAUAAUAUUCGAUUAUAAAUUUCAUGUAAUUCAAACAAAAUGGAUGUGCAACAAAAAGUUGUUAAGAAUGAAAUCGUUAUUGAAAAUAAAAUUUUUUGGAAUAUG